AUGGCAGUGGAAAAUUUCCAGGUUCCCUUUACAAAGUUGAACUCUGCAAAUUACGUGCAGUGGUCUAAGAGGGCUCAAGUCUGGUUGGAAGCCAAAGAAGUGUGGGCUGACUAUGUCCAGAGGCGAAAGCCGUUUGUGGCUGUUGCAGCAGAUGCCACAGCAGAGCAACAGGCCGCUGCACAUGCUCAGAAUAGGGAACAUGAUAAAAUGGACACUAAAGCUAGAUGCAUGUUGAUGGUAUCGAUAGACGAUUCCCAAUUACCUCAUGUGGAAAAUUUAAGGUCUGCAUUUGAAAUUUGGGAAGCUCUUAGGCGAAUUCACCAUAGAGCCACGCCCGGAGAGAAGGUGAACAUUAUACGUGCUUUGUAUGAGUUGAAACUGAAGCCAGGGGAUAGUGUGGUUGAACACACGUCACAGAUGACUGAGUAUUUCAACCGACUGUCAUCUUUAGGUGUGAAUUUUCCUGAAAAUAUUAAAGUUUAUACUCUGCUUAGCAGCCUGCAUGCAGGGUUUGAAAACUUAGUACUAACUUUACAGGUUUUGCCAGAGGACCAGCUGAAUAUGAAUUAUGUGACUGGUAGAUUGUGUGAGCAAGAAUAUCAACAUCAUCGAAAACGUAUUGAUAAUUCAAAUACCCCAAGGGUUGGGUGUUCAGAUAAUUCCCAGCGUGGGGAAACUAGCAGGCAGAGCUGUAAGGAAGCCUCACAAGUGUCUGCUAUGGCCAGCAAGUCAUGUUUUCGAUGUGGCAGCAGGUUUCAUUUGAUAGCAAAGUGUCCAGAAAAGCAACAGGAAUUUCAACAGUCCAGGGCCAGUUUCGGAGCUACAGGGGAAGACGACGUGAGAACUACAAGAAUCAACGAUCCAGAGGGGGAGCAGGUGCUGAUAAGGGACUAUCUGCAAUGGCAGCACAAAAGAGUCCUAAAAGGAGCCAACAAACCUUGA
This is a messenger RNA of Podarcis lilfordi (Lilford's wall lizard), 942 nucleotides long. The record is from the annotation of a GenBank genome assembly. Lineage: Eukaryota; Metazoa; Chordata; Lepidosauria; Squamata; Lacertidae.